AUGCGUGUGUCGAUCCUGGCCACAACAGCCUUGCUCGUCGCCAGCGUCGGUUAUGCGGCCGAGGUCCCUCGCAGACUGCCGCCAGAGCGACCACGGCCGGCUCGACGGGCCCUCUUUGGCAGAGAUGACAACGAAACCACGACCACCGAGACCCUCGACUCAUCCACAGAUGUCGCUACCGCCAUUAUUGACGCGACAGGCAUGGUGGGCAGUAGCAGCACUAGCGCCAGUGUUGCCGACGUCACUGCGUCCCCUACAGCCGCGUCCACUACAGAAUCCAUGUCAACAACCCUGUCAACAACGUCGAGUGUAACCGGCGGUAACGCGACCUCGACUUUCUCCCUCCCCCUCCCCCCAUCCUCAGUUCCAACAGCCCCACCGACACCAGUACCGACGCCGAUGGAGACCAACAUUUCGAGCUCCAUGUCCACGGCCUGCUACACAUACUUGCUCAACCUGCUCAAGUCGGCCGACUUCAUCUCGUGCCUCCCCUUUUCCCUCCUCCUCUCCGCCUCUUCUGCGUACAAGACCCAAGUGUCUGCGGCUACAACCACAGGCAACUUUACGCAUCUCGAUCUCCUCAUCGCAUACACAGUCUCGCCACAACCAUCUGCAGAGCAGUGUGACGGCAACUACACCACCUACUUGGCACAGAUUAGCGACAAGGGAAACUGUGGCAGUGAUCUGGUCAACUCGGCCGUGGCCAAGCAGGCGCAGCGGGGGUUGGGCAACUACGCCGUCAUGCGCACAGCAGCGGGCAUUGUCGAUCCCGACACGGGCGUGUACUGCUACCUCGAGGCUGUCGCAAGCUCUAACCCAGCGGACCUCUAUCUCUGGAGUCUUCCAGCGGGCAACAUUUUGCCAGCGACAUCAACGCCUACUUGCUCCAAUUGUUCAGCAUUGCUGAUGAACCACCUGGGCGCAUGGGUGGGCAACACGACCACCUUGAAUUCCACACUCAUCUCGUCGGCCGUCUCCACGAUUAACAACAAAUGUGGGGCAAACUUUGUGACGUUUAACCCGACCACAUCCACGACCUCCACAAACAGCUCUGCCGCGACGCCGCGUUUCCUUGCAGCGACUGCACUCUGGGCCACGGUCGUUCUCAACAUUCUGUUUGCUUGGGCACUCAUCCUUUAA
Apiotrichum porosum is the source of this 1140-nucleotide messenger RNA. RefSeq lists its product as uncharacterized. Lineage: Eukaryota; Fungi; Basidiomycota; Tremellomycetes; Trichosporonales; Trichosporonaceae. The transcript is spliced from 2 exons. The record is from RefSeq and is a predicted model, not a curated record. The coding region runs from base 1 to 1140 and encodes 379 amino acids.